CUCAAGUCUCGUUAAGAGCUCUUCUCUAUUAUCGCGUGAUCUUCGUUGAGGCCCACCGCUAUUUAUAACCGUAAACAUACAUCCAUGAUGAGUUAUUCAGAAAAGCCUGAGGAUAUUACAAAGGAGGAAUGGAUGGAUAAACUGAAUAAUGUGCACAUUCAGAGGGCAGAUAUGAACAGGCUUAUCAUGAACUAUCUAGUAACAGAGGGAUUUAAAGAGGCUGCAGAGAAGUUUCGUAUGGAAUCUGGAAUUGAGCCGAAUGUGGAUCUGGACUCUCUGGAUGAGAGGAUAAAGAUCAGGGAAAUGGUUCUGAAAGGUCAGAUCCAGGAAGCCAUUGCUCUCAUUAACAGCCUCCACCCAGAGCUCCUCGACACCAAACGAUACCUAUACUUUCACCUUCAGCAGCAGCAUCUGAUUGAGCUUAUUCGUCUGCGGGAGACUGAGGCAGCGCUGGAGUUUGCGCAGUCACAGCUGGCUGAACAGGGAGAGGAGAGCAGAGAAUGUCUUACUGAGAUGGAGCGAACCCUGGCACUGCUCGCCUUCGACAACCCUGAAGAAUCGCCGUUUGGAGACCUGCUCAAUAUGAUGCAGAGGCAGAAGGUAUGGAGCGAGGUGAACCAGGCUGUUCUAGACUAUGAGAACAGGGAAUCUACUCCAAAAUUAGCAAAGCUGCUGAAGCUUUUACUGUGGGCUCAAAACGAACUGGACCAGAAAAAAGUGAAAUACUCCAGAAUGACAGACCUCAGCAAGGGCACGAUUGAGGACCCCAAGUAGAGACUGUAAUCCACAUGGACACAUUUGAAUAUGUUUGUCUUAUUUAUGAACAGUCAGUGACUGGAUAGCAAAUAUAAAUCUAUAUAUGUUUUUUUCUUGAUGCCUCUAUAAAAAGUAACUUAAUCAACAGUAUAUGAUUUAUUUCAAAACUAUACUGAUUGAAACCCUUAAACCUACAUUUUUACUUUAAUCUACCAUUUACUAUGCUGGUAGCCUAUUUUCUGAAGAACAUGGAAUAUUCCUAUGAUACUGUUUUUGCUAAUUUUCAGUCUGUCAUAUAUGUGUUUUGUGAUUUUAUUUUAUUUUAUUCCAACCUCUUCACUGGUUUCACAUACAGUAGUAUGUCCUCAUGCUAGGCUGUUUUUAGGGAAAUAUCAGCUCCUGGAUGGGAAGAAAAAGACUGAUAUAAUAUAACUAAUCUUUAUCGUGGAUCCAACAACUUAAUUUUUUAUUUAUGAGAAGCUACAGAUGCUGGUAAUGUGGAGUAAACAAUGUUGAGUUUUAGACCUUCAUUAUAUAAGCUAUUUUAAUUACAAAACAAAUAUUGUCAUUACAGACUUAAAGCCUUAUGUUUAUGAUUUUUCUCAUUUUUGUUCACAUUUUGUACUGCCUGUUUGGGAUAAAGUUUAUUUCACAGUAGGUUUUGUUUACUGGAGUUUUUUUUUGUAAAGCUGCUUCUCCAGAUUUCAUAGCGAUCACAGAGAUUUAAUACAGAAUGAUGUUGCAAGAUUACACGUUUUCCUGCUGCGGUGUUGCGUCACCAAUUGUACAAAAAUUGCUACAUUCCUACCUAUUAAUCACCUUCAAUCCUUAAAAAUAAAUGCAGACCAGGACGAGUUGCUCUUCAAACAUUUAAUGUAGGUGUGGCGGCGUGUAGGUGUGUUUCCGCCUCCUAUUUGUUACUGCUCGCCCUAUAAAUGCAGUAGUAAACUUUCCUCUUCGGCACAGAACCGGCUCUCAGUGUCUGGUUUUUACUCAGUUGGAUUUAAUGGCAGCUGAGCAAGAGUCGGACCGCUUCAAACCACCUGUGGACUCUGUGAAAACACCUUUCGGAAAUGUGUGUGAUACGUCAGGGUUAAAGAUAACGCAAAUUAACGACAAGACAAUAGUAUGG
This is a messenger RNA of Sinocyclocheilus anshuiensis, 1888 nucleotides long. Its product is annotated as glucose-induced degradation protein 8 homolog. Gene Ontology annotation, molecular function: protein binding. The record is from RefSeq and is a predicted model, not a curated record. NCBI's taxonomy places the organism in Eukaryota, Metazoa, Chordata, Actinopteri, Cypriniformes, Cyprinidae. The transcript has 5 exons. Bases 85 to 774 code for a protein of 229 amino acids.